AUGGAGCGGUACGCAGGUCGCGUCGCCCUGGUUACGGGCGCCAACUCCGGCAUCGGCGCCGCCACCGCACGGGCGCUGCUCGAGAAGGGGCUCAAGGUCGUCGGCCUCGACAAGAGGAUCGACAUGAUCAAGCAGUUGGCUCGAGAACUGAAGGAUGCUCCCGGUGCACUGUAUCCAUUGCAAUGUGACGUCAGCAGCGAGGAGAGUAUUCUGUGCGCCUUGAAAUGGAUCAAAGAAAAUUUAGGAGGAAUCGAUGUUCUUAUCAACAGCGCUGGUCUUUGCGGAGAUAGCUCUCUGACAGCUGGACAGACAGCCGAGUGGAAGCGCAUACUGGACGUCAACGUGCUGGGGCUGUCCAUCUGCACCAGGGAGGCCGUCCAGAGCAUGCUGGACAGGGGAGUCGACGACGGUUUCAUCAUCCACAUAUGCAGUAUAUCUGGCCACAUUAUACCAUCAGAUUCAAAUUACUCGAUGUACCAUGCCAGCAAGCAUGCUGUCAAGACUCUGCUUGAAGGACUGAGAAAGGACCUGGUUGCUAGGAACAGCAAGAUACGAUGUGGGCAGCACGUGGUGCAGCAGUGUGCAUUGCAGUUCCAGUUCACGGCAGUUGGAGGCCUACAAUGCUCAUUUAACCACCCUUGA
Molecule: messenger RNA, 642 nt
Organism: Schistocerca piceifrons (Central American locust)
Lineage: Eukaryota; Metazoa; Arthropoda; Insecta; Orthoptera; Acrididae
Product: dehydrogenase/reductase SDR family member 11-like
Exons: 6
Coding region: 1-642 (213 amino acids)
Source: RefSeq, a predicted model, not a curated record